UAAUUCGCGACGGACGGACGUAUAAAUAUGGCGACACAGUGACCGACAUAUCGUCAGUUUCGCUUUCAGGUGACGGAGAAGGAGGAGAGUGACAACACAAGAUCGACAGAGUGCAGACGCCUGCUGAGAGCUGACGUCAUCGUGCAAUCAAGAGACAACAAUCAGGAUGAAGUUGGCGAUCUUGCUCGGACUCGCCUUGUCGGCUCUCGUCUGUGAUGCAAGCGGCGGCGGCUACAGCAUCUACGGGGGUAGCUAUCCAAACUACGGCGCUAACAGCUACGUUCGCCACAGCUACCACCAAAGGUCGGGGCCGGGCGGGCACGCACGCUACGGGCACGGCUACGGACACGGAAGCUACGGCGGCGGCGGAUACGGACAGGGAUACGGACACGGCGGUUACGGAGGUAACGGCAUCGGAUACGGCGGUCAGGGAGGAUACGGAGGUUACGGAGGCCACGGAGGUCUUGGAGGAUACGGAGGUUACGGAGGCUACGGCGGUCAGGGAGGAUACGGAGGUUACGGAGGCUACGGAGGUCGCGGAGGAUACGGAAGUUCCGGAGGUUAUGGUGGUUACGGGGGUCAUGGCGUCGGAUACGGAGGUUACGGAGGUGGCGGCAUCGGAUACGGGGGUUACGGAGGUUACGGAGGUCACGGUGGAUACGGAGGUUACGGAGGUUACGGAGGUCGCGGUGGAUACGGAGGUUACGGAGGUUACGGAGGUCGCGGUGGAUACGGAGGUCGCGGUGGAUACGGAGGGUAUGGCGGUUACGGUGGUUACGGUGGAUACGGGCGUCGUAGGGGCUACGGACGCUACUAUGGACUCGCUAACGUUCCUCUGCCCAGCUUCGGAUACGGUUUGGAUACCUAUCCGUACGUCGAUCCCGUUUUCAAUCCGUACAAGAUAGAGAAACAAGCGUCGCACAUCGCCUACGCUCUGAAACCAUACAUCCGCGCAGCUGUCGGGCGCCAUGGAGGUUACGGGGGUUAUGGAGGUUACGGGGGUCACGGGGGUUACGGGGGUUAUGGAGGUUACGGGGGUUAUGGAGGUAACGGGGGUCACGGGGGUUACGGGGGUUAUGGAGGUUACGGGGGUUAUGGAGGUUACGGGGGUCACGGAGGUUACGGAGGUUACGGUGGAUACGGGUAUCGUUGAUAUAUCAUUUAUACAUAAAAGACAUUGCAUUAUUGAUGGGGGAUGUCCAAUGUUUACCCUUGCAGCGUACCACUCGUGUAAUUUAGCUCUAUGUGAUUUAGCUCGUCAUGUGAACGCGAACCUGCGAGCUUUUGUUCUUAGGCGUGUUAGCUGGUUGUGCUUCGCAUCGUUAGGACGAUAUUUGUACUUGUUGAGUAUGGUGGCCCAAAUGGUGAUUAAAUUAUUCACUAAAGGCUGAAGACAUGAUUAUCACUUCCUCUGGUUCUUUCUCUGAUGGCUUCGGGAUAUGAUAGUUGGGUGAUAUGAUAGCCAUCUUGGCCACCAUAGUUGAGUGUUCGCAUCAAAACGAAGAGGAGCGAUUGUUUUGUAAACUAAAAGGCAAAAGUGGUGAAGCGACUUGAUUAGGCGUUUCACAGUUCCCGCAUCAUUCUACUUUCAUUUUGUUUUGUUUUUGACAUUACCAGCCGUUUUCGUUUAAUUUAUUUUUUAUCAGCAUAUUCUCUUCCGUUUUGUUUUUUCCAUUUAUUAAUUUUGCCCUUUUCAUUUUUAUUUUUCACUUAAUAUUUGCCUUUUCUGUGUUUAUUUGUUUAUUUGGAUAAUCGCCUCUAUUCUUAACAAAUAUAAUGCAAUAAUACGACGGGUAAAAAUAGUUUAGUACUGUUUAUGCUGUCGUGCUAAUACUGUUAACUGUGGAGCUGUUACUACUGUUGUGGUAAUACUGUUAACUGUGGAGCUGUUAAUACUGUUGUGGUAAUACUGUUAACUGUGGAGCUGUUAAUACUGUUGUGGUAAUACUGUUAACUGUGGAGCUGUUACUACUGUUGUGGUAAUACUGUUAACUGUGGAGCUGUUAAUACUGUUGUAGUAAUACUGUUAAGUGCUAAACUGUGAAACUGUUAAUACUGUUUUGAAAAUACUGUUACCUGUUAGACUGUGAAACUGUUUAUACUGUUAUGGUAAUAUUGUUAACUGUUAAAUUGUUUGAUCUAAAUUACUGCUGACUAUUCUCUCAUUUAACCUGGUGUAAUAUUUAAAAUCUUGAGCGUUGUACUCGCUAAUGCCCGCCUGUGAUAAUUUGUUACGUAAUUAAUAAAAUGUCAUUAGACUGCGAAAUAUCA
Priapulus caudatus is the source of this 2271-nucleotide messenger RNA. Its product is annotated as glycine-rich cell wall structural protein-like. Bases 167 to 1153 code for a protein of 328 amino acids. The transcript has 3 exons. Lineage: Eukaryota; Metazoa; Priapulida; Priapulimorpha; Priapulimorphida; Priapulidae. The record is from RefSeq and is a predicted model, not a curated record.